UACAAUGCAUUAUGGAUAACAGGCCGGUGACGUAAAUCUUUGUGUAUGUCCUUAUAUAGCGAUCGACUCGACCUGUGUAAUGGUUCUUGGCAAUGCGAGUCGGUUCCGCAUUGAUUAGUGUUUCGGACAAGACAGGUCUGAUUCCAUUUGCAAAAGAGUUAGUUGCCCUUGGAUUGAGGCUUGCUGCAUCAGGUGGCACUGCAAAGGCAAUAAAGGAUGCUGGGAUACCAGUUAGUUGUGUAUCAGAGAUCACUGGAGCAGCAGAGAUGCUGGGAGGACGUGUCAAAACCCUCCACCCUGCUGUUCACGGAGGAAUUCUGGCGCGUACGACAGAAUCGGAUCAGGCAGAUAUGAAGAAGGCUGGGUUUACAAUGAUACGUCUGGUAGCGUGCAACUUAUACCCAUUUGUAAAGACCGUGGCAGACCCAAAUGUACAACCUGAAAAUGCUGUGGAACAAAUUGAUAUAGGGGGAGUAACUCUACUGCGUGCGGCUGCCAAGAACCAUGCCCGUGUAACAGUAGUGUGUGAUCCCGCAGACUAUGGCCGGAUUUUAGAAGAAAUGAAGAAAACUUCCAGCAUUGAUACCACAGAGGCUACCAGACAGCGAUUAGCUGUUAAGGCAUUUAACCACACAGCAGAAUAUGACGCUGCCAUCUCUGACUAUUUCCGUCGUCAGUACAGUGCUGGCGUAUCACAGCUGUCCCUUCGUUAUGGAAUGAACCCACACCAGAAACCCGCUCAAAUAUCCACCACUUUGCCAAACCUCCCUAUUAAAGUACUAAAUGGAUCACCUGGAUUCAUCAACUUAUUAGAUGCCCUCAACGGUUGGCAGCUUGUGCGGGAAAUCAGUCGAGCAUGCAACAAACCGGCUGCAACUUCCUUCAAGCAUGUCAGCCCUGCAG
Pecten maximus is the source of this 903-nucleotide messenger RNA. Its product is annotated as bifunctional purine biosynthesis protein PURH-like. Gene Ontology annotation, cellular component: cytosol. Lineage: Eukaryota; Metazoa; Mollusca; Bivalvia; Pectinida; Pectinidae. Gene Ontology annotation, biological process: 'de novo' IMP biosynthetic process. Gene Ontology annotation, molecular function: IMP cyclohydrolase activity; phosphoribosylaminoimidazolecarboxamide formyltransferase activity. The record is from RefSeq and is a predicted model, not a curated record.